GAUAUAUAUAAAGGGCGCGCCUGUGAGCGUAGUCUAGUCGAAGCCAUGAUCCCUAGGACUCUCAGCAGGAGUUUGUCGGAAGCCCCAGUCCGCCACGCCAACCAGACAGGAUGAGGGUCACAGGCUUCGUUCCCGCGCUGCUCGCGCUGAGCGGCCUCGCCAGCGCCCGGUCCUUCCGCCGCGACGUCGACGGCGCGGCCGGCAACGAGACGGCCAUCACGGCCAAGAAGUUCAUCGUCGAGCUCGACCAGGGCUCCGACAAGGACGGCGUCAUCCGCGACAUCGAGUCAAGGCCCGGCUGCCGCGUCACCAAGGUCUUCGACUCAGCCGUGUUCAAGGGCAUCUCGGUCGAGACCGACAGCCUCAACACCGACUCCCUGCAGGCCCUGGCUGCCGUCGUGCGUGCCUGGCACGCCACCCGCAUCGAGCUGCCGCCCGUGGUCGAGGGCAGGAGCUUCAGCGACGACGCGGCCGCGCCCGACUACUUCAUCCACGACAUGACGGGCGUAGACCGGCUGCACAAGCAGGGCAUCUUCGGCAAGGGUGCCAAGGUCGCCGUCGUCGACACGGGCGUCGACUACAACCACCGCAACCUCGGUGGCUGCUUUGGCGAGGGCUGCAAGGUUGCCCGCGGAUACGACUUUGUCGGCGACAACACCAACUGGCCGUUCCCUGGCAACGCUAAGAUCCCGGACGCAGAUCCCAUGGACCAACAGGGCCACGGCACCCACGUUGCCGGCAUCAUCGCGGGCAAGAGCGACAACCUGCAAGGUGUCGCUCCCGAGGCCACUCUGCAUGCUUACAAGAUCUUUGCCAAUGGCGGCACGGACGAGGAGACCAUCAUCGAGGCUUUUCUCAAGGCAUACGAGGACGGUGUCGACGUUAUUUCCGCCAGCGUGGGCAGUGCUGGUGGCUGGGCCGAGACGGCGUGGGGGGAGGUAUCGCGGCGCAUCGUUGACGAGGGCAUUGUCGUCGUCAUCGCUGCCGGAAACGACGGAAACCUGGGCCCUUGGCAGAUGAGCUCAGGCGCGUCGUCCCCAGACGUGGUCUCGGUCGCAUCUAUCGACUCUACCAUGGCUCGCGGGCGCCCCUGGGCGGCCACCUUCAACCUCGAUGGCCACUCCAACCGCACCGUGCUGGGGUACCGCGCCGACUUUAGGCUGUUUCCUUCGACCGUCGUCGGCGUCCCGAUUGUGCCCAUCACGCUCAACUCGAGCGUGGAGAACGACGCCUGCCAGCCCUUCCCCGAGAGCCUGAACCUGACGGGAGUCAUCCCGCUGAUCCGGCUCGGCGGUUGCCAGGACUCGGUCAAGGAGGGCCACGCAAACCAGCGCGGUGCAAAACAUAUCCUCAUGUACAUGGAGGACGGCAAAAUUGCGAGCUUCUCCACUGUCGGCUGGUCGCAGAGCGACAAGGCCAUGAUCACCAACACGGCCGGCAAGGCCAUCAUCGACACCAUCCUGGCGGGCGGCAACGUCACGGCCGACUUCUCGCUGGACGCCAGUAACGGCUACGUCGGCAUGUACAGCGCGACCGGCGGCAAGCCCUCGCAGUUCACAUCGUGGGGUCCCACCUACGACAUGUCGCUCAAGCCCGACAUCGCCGCCCCGGGCGGUAACAUCCUGUCCACGUACCCGGGCAACCGCUUCGCCGAGGCCAGCGGAACCAGCAUGGCGACGCCCUACAUCUCGGGCAUCGCCGCGCUCUACAUCGGCAAGUUCGGCGGCCGCAGCGUCCACGGGCGCGGCUUCGCGCGGGCGCUGCAGGCGCGCAUCAUGAACUCGGGCCGGUCGGUCGAGUACACCGACGCCAACAACAAGAACUUUGGCUUCUUCGCGCCGCCCCUCCAGGUCGGCACGGGCCUGAUCGACGCCGUGGCCGUGCUGAACUACACGACCAGCAUGACGGCGCCCAAGUUCGCGCUCAACGACACGCGCCACUUUUCGCGCUACCACAGCGUCGACAUCACCAACAACGGCCCCGCCGAGGUCGAGUACCGCUUCGCCGUCCAGGACGCCGCCGGGUUCGAGACGCAGUGGGUCGAGGCGACCGACGCGCAGUUCGCGCCGCGCAUCAAGGACAUCGACGAGCUAGUGCCCAUCCGGCUCCGGCCCGAGGUCAGCCUGCCGCAGGGCCGCUUCGUCGUGGCGCCGGGGCAGACGAAGCGGGCGCAGUUCAACUUCCAGCCGCUCGAGGGCCUCAACGAGGCCCGCCUGCCAGUGUACAGCGGCAAGGUGCUCAUCAGCGGCAGCAACGGCGACGAGCUCUCGGUGCCCUACGCCGGCGUCGCCGCUGACCUCAAGCGCAAUAUCCCCGACAUGUACUACACGCAGAACAACUACCCGCGGAUCGUGUCGGGGCUCACAAACGCGCCGCUCGCCAACCGCAGCGCGUGGACCUUCAACACGUCGCUGGCCAGCCAGGACUUCCCCAAGAUGCGCGCCAUCCUGCGCUACGGCACGCGCGAGCUGCGCUGGGACCUGUUCGAGCCCGACUUCAAGGAGCGCGAGUGGUCGUACCCGCCCGUGGCCGGCCAGGCCAAGUUCGUCGGCUCGGCCACCAGCUUCGACUACCGCACCAGCCCACCGGGCAACGUAAUCGACCCGGACCAGGUCGACGUCAACAACACGUGGGCCUUCCCCGUCCACAACCUCCCGCGCGACGUGCCGUUCCAGGGCAUCUGGCUUGGCAAGCUGGCCGACGGGUCGAGGAUCAGGCCGGGCAGGUAUGCCAUGCGCAUCGCGGCGCUGCUGCCGUUUGGGAACCCGCGCGCCUCGGACAACUGGCACGUGUGGACGACGCCCAUCAUCGAGGUCGUGUAGGCUGAUUUUAGGUGCUGUUAGUCUGGUGCUGUUGCUCAGAUACUUAGCUAGGUAGUUCGUACUUGAAGAGUAAUGAAAUAAUGUCGAGUAUAGUUUACGCUACAAACCUCAGGAUCAAGUUUCCCCG
Messenger RNA from Gaeumannomyces tritici R3-111a-1, 2949 nucleotides. RefSeq lists its product as hypothetical. Gene Ontology annotation, molecular function: tripeptidyl-peptidase activity; serine-type endopeptidase activity. Lineage: Eukaryota; Fungi; Ascomycota; Sordariomycetes; Magnaporthales; Magnaporthaceae. The record is from RefSeq and is a predicted model, not a curated record. The transcript has a single exon. Gene Ontology annotation, cellular component: membrane; cell wall; cytosol. Gene Ontology annotation, biological process: proteolysis. The coding region runs from base 111 to 2822 and encodes 903 amino acids.